This is a messenger RNA of Trichoplusia ni (cabbage looper), 2662 nucleotides long. It is a transcript of the gene Lcch3, whose product is annotated as gamma-aminobutyric acid receptor subunit beta-like. Bases 662 to 2050 code for a protein of 462 amino acids. Gene Ontology annotation, molecular function: extracellular ligand-gated monoatomic ion channel activity; GABA-A receptor activity; neurotransmitter receptor activity. The transcript has 9 exons. Gene Ontology annotation, cellular component: neuron projection; GABA-A receptor complex; membrane. Gene Ontology annotation, biological process: regulation of membrane potential; nervous system process; monoatomic ion transmembrane transport. The record is from RefSeq and is a predicted model, not a curated record. Lineage: Eukaryota; Metazoa; Arthropoda; Insecta; Lepidoptera; Noctuidae.
AAUUUUAUGUAGUGUGGCAAAAUAAAACUUUAAUCGGUACAUGGUAGAUAAAAUCUCAUAACAUGAUGUCGUUCCCUAUUUAUCUAGCAGAACAUUUUCCUCAGUAAUCUUUUAUGAGCAGCGCGAUGCGAUAGGGAACUUGGGAUCUUGUACUUAUACUGUUUGAGGAAGGUGACACCCAUAACGAUAUUUAAAAUCUACACAUUAUCAGUCUAUUUAGGUUGUUACUGUGCAAAGUAAACGUUAUUUUUUAUGAUCUAUUCAGUUUUGAAAUAAUUUCACAUAACUGUAGCAUCUGUAGGCAAUGGUUUUUGAGUGGGUCUAAUAAUUAACAAGUUUGACGAUUAUAUUUGAAGACUAUUUACUUUAAGUAGACUCCGUUCAAAAUUAUGUUCAAUAGUCGCAUUUAACAGAAGUAAUUUUUUGCGCAUACAUAUAUUGGUUAUUUAUUGGUUUUCAGAAAAGUUUGCUUGUUAUUGGAGAAAAUUACAGUUUCCAUGCCGAGUUUUUGUACUAUUUCAACUCCCCAAAUAUAUAAUUGUUUAAAAUCAGUUUUUCCAAGUGGGCAUCACUUGGAAAAACUUAAAAAAAGUCACGGCAACUUUUUAAUGUUAGUUUUCAGUUAUCGAACUUCAAUACGACAUUAAAUUAAAUUGUUUUUAUGGUUUGUACCAGGAACGAACGCGCGAUGGUGGACCGAUUAGAAAACGUGACGCAUACCGUCACGAGGAUACUUGACGGAUACGACAUUAGGUUGCGACCGAAUUUUGGUGGAGACCCUCUGUACGUUGGCAUGGAUCUCACUAUUGCUAGCUUUGACGCAAUCUCUGAAGUUAAUAUGGAUUAUACAAUAACCCUUUAUCUGAAUCAAUACUGGAAGGAUGAAAGGCUGGGCUUCGGCUUGCCAGACGAGGUCUUGACACUGUCAGGAGAUUUCGCCGAUAAGAUUUGGGUGCCCGAUACGUUUUUCGCUAAUGACAAGAAUAGUUUUCUCCACGACGUGACGGAGCGGAACAAGCUAGUGCGUCUCGGCGGCGACGGCAGCAUCACAUACGGCAUGCGGUUCACGGCCACGCUCGCCUGCAUGAUGGACCUGCACUACUACCCGCUCGACAGCCAGAACUGCACCGUCGAGAUUGAAAGCUAUGGCUACACGGUGUCUGACGUGGUGAUGUACUGGAAGGAGACGCCGGUGCGCGGAGUGGAGGACGCUGAGCUGCCGCAGUUCACUAUACUCGGACACGAAACUAAUGAUAGGAAGGAAAAGUUGGCGACAGGCGUCUACCAGAGGUUGUCGCUGAGUUUCAAACUGCGCAGGAAUAUUGGCUACUUCGUGUUCCAGACGUACCUGCCUAGUAUACUCAUUGUCAUGCUGUCUUGGGUUUCGUUCUGGAUCAACCACGAGGCCACUUCAGCUCGAGUCGCUUUAGGAAUCACAACGGUGUUAACGAUGACUACAAUAAGUACAGGCGUGCGCAGCAGUUUGCCGCGCAUUUCCUACGUGAAAGCCAUUGACAUCUACCUAGUGAUGUGCUUCGUAUUCGUGUUCGCCGCACUGCUGGAGUACGCAGCUGUCAACUACACGUACUGGGGCGCCAGGGCCAGGAAACGAGCCAAGUUAAAGAACAGAGACACGCUCUCUACUAGCGCUAGUGUUGAAAAGGAAUUGAAGUGUUCUGGAGGAUCCCGAUCGCCCGAAGAGAUAAUAGCUCUCCGCGAGUGCGCGACGAGCACUGGCCGGGUGUCUCCGCUGCUGGGGCUCCGGUCGAAGCCGCUGCCGGCCGCCAGCGGAGCCCCGCCGUCCCUGCGCCUGCAGCGCGACCACACGCACCUCCGGUACCGGACGAGGCCGCACUCUAGGAACUCCAGAAACGGAUCGACGGGCAAGCCUAAGAUGAUGCACGCGCUUCGGCGGGGAGCCACCGUCAUCAAGGCGUCCAUGCCCAAGAUCCGCGACGUCAACGUCAUCGAUACCUACUCCAGGGUCAUCUUCCCCGUCUGCUUCCUCCUCUUCAAUGCCGUCUACUGGGUCUUUUAUAUCUUCGAUUAAAUUAAAAAGUCCUGCUGCAUUCAUGAGCAUUACGUAAAAAUAAAAAGUCUUAUAGUCUAAUCGAGAUCAAGUUCGCAUCCUGGAGAGCGCUAACUACCGCUAAUUCGUGCAGUGGCAGAAGUAGAAGUGAAUGAAGUUCUGCUAAUGACGUAUAUAAUACUGGAUCCGUGAUCGAUCUUCGUUUGGUCAAAAAAGGUUUAAUUCGAAUCAUAACCAAAAAAAAGAACAAAGCUCGUCAAAUUGCGCCGAUUGUAUCGUUAUGUAUGACAAUGACAAUCCUAUCCGUCGAGACACGUUACUUUGACAUUUCGUAUUAAUACAUUGUAGGGAUUCCAUAAAUGGAAACUGGAACAAUUGACACCUGUCAGAAGUGACAGUUGAAUAAAUCUAUAUCUUUUAUGAUGUAAUCCAGUUAUAUAUAAUGUACCAUCUACCAACGUUAUAGGUUAUAACGCAGCAUUUUAAACGUAUAAUCAUUUCAUUAAAUUAUUAAAAAAAAUAGAUUCUUCUGCACUUGUGCUCUUGAGUGUACCAACGGGAAACACACUAUACCUGAAUACAUGACUUAUCAAAAUUAAUGUUCAUGAAUACAGCAAUUUGUGUUAUAUUACA